Molecule: messenger RNA, 2040 nt
Organism: Serendipita indica DSM 11827
Lineage: Eukaryota; Fungi; Basidiomycota; Agaricomycetes; Sebacinales; Serendipitaceae
Source: the annotation of a GenBank genome assembly
AUGGGCUCUAUCAACGCUCAAGGCCCUUCCCCCAUGUGGAUUCCCGUGGAUGCUGGCUCCUCCAAGCGGACUAUGAGCCCUCCCGAGGGCCUUGGAAUGGCAGAUGGACGUCUGGCGAGCUCUCCUCUUCCUGGAUCGAGCUUUGACCCAAAGCCGUUAUCUAACAUUGCUAAUCUUCCUUCGCGAUCCGUCUCUCGGAACAUCACGACCAGCUACGCUCCAGCGAUCCAAUUCGAUCCCAUAUGCACCACGGAGACCGUCAAUUGCUUCCAAAACCACGGGGUCGGAGCCCUGGGCACCACCCCACCACCACCACCUUUAUCGCGUCCAUCUAUGACCUCGACUUCUCCGGGUAAACCCAAACUACCGGCACCGCUCGCAAUCCCUGUCCAGUACCAGAAUCGGCCCAACCCUGAACGUCCCACGCUGGCAAAGAAGUCGUCCACCAUUCAUCUUGGAGCCUAUCGUCCUGUCCUCAAGCCUACCUCAAACGCCAAUGAGCGCAAGCCCGCGCACGAGUUCUUCGUGCCCGAUGGAGGGAAUACGACUGGAGAAGAGACGGAUAACACGAGACGAGCGAUCAGGAUUGAGAUGCUCCGAUGGGUGGCCAAUGAGAUGGAAAGCAUUGAGCAAGAAACUAAUGCUACCGUUGCGGCAAGGAGGAACCAGCAUCAGCACAGUCAUUCCGCGGAUUUUGCGACCACGUUUUCCACACGUCUAGCACCCCAGACCCAAACUUUGGGCAGAAAGCGCGGAUACUCUGCUUUGGAACCAUCGAGCCCAAUUGCGGCUGCGAUCCUCGACCCGCCGAAUCUUCCUCCGCCGCUGCUUCCAAAGAGACGACCCCAAGCGAGACGUGGGAGCAUCGAUAGUGUGCUCCCAGAAAACUUUGUUCGGCCCGGGUUCGCUACGCCAGCGGCGACGGCUGAGCCACGCAAGGCAAAGGAUUGGGAGCGAUGGGCUGAAGACAAAGUCAAGACUCGAAGGCGGCUGGAAGAAGUCUGGAAAAAGGAGGACGAUGACUUUGCCGAGACGCAAAGGCUCAUUCGUGAAACGGAAGCGAGGGAGAAAGCUCAACGGGAAAAGGAUGCACGGAAGGAUUGGGAGCGGCGAGCCUUUCUCGAACGGGAACGCCAGAGAAGCCAACGGGAGCGAGUUGAGCUCGAUAGAGAUCGACAAAGGAAUAUCAAAGACGAGAAGGAGCGCAACACCAAUCGGCAGAGAGAACGAGAGGAGGCUAUGCUUGCAGAGGAGCAACGUCGGAGGGAGAUUGAGGAGCAGCGACGAGUGAUUGAAGAAGAAACUCGUCGCAUGCAGGAAGAACUCAAUGCUCGACAAAAGGAACGUGAAGAAUCAAAGCCCGCUCCAGAGACACGCGGCCGUCAACAGCACCAACAAUCGGGUCGUGGCCACCAGUACUUUACGCCAUCCCACUCUCGUUCACGCACACCUGCGUUCGAAGAGCCAUACUCCCCCACAUUUGACGAAGACUCUGACAUCCUCGAGGCUGAAUGGUCUCGCUUUGCCGAAUUCUUCAAGAUCGGCUCGAACCCGUCUCGGGCUCACUCUCGGUCGAACAGCACACGGUUCAACUACCAAACGCCUGCAUCUACGUUUAGAGAUGCAUGGGAGUCGUAUGAGAACCGGUGGUCUAAACUUUGUGCACCGCAUCCAGGUGGCAACUCGACCACAUCCACACCACCGCGGCUUGGAUUUAGUGACAUCCCGUGGCCAGUGUUGAACCAGCCCAGACGUGCAUCCGACAUUGGCACGCAGCUGACGGAAGGCAACAUUGCGUCGUUUAUCCUAUCCUCGUUCCAUUCGUCAGCCACACCUCAGGGUUCAGUGUCGUCAUCACCGAACAGCAACAAUGAUGCUCGUGCUCGCAAGCUCCGUCUGCGCGAGGCGUUGCUCAGGUGGCAUCCAGACAAGAUGGCGAGGAUCAUCGCCCAGACGGCCGAAGACCAACGAGCGGCUGUCAAGGAGGGUGCUGAGACGGUUGCAAGGCAUCUCAACGCUCUCCUGGCCCGAGAAUCGUAA